AAGUGCCAUGCGUGGAACAUUCGAUCGUAAAGUAGGUUUGUUUCGAUCGUUGGAAGAAAAAAUUAACGUGUAUUUCUGAACAGGAUGUAAUCACAGCAAAAUGGAUUUACCGUUCUGCUUUAAGAGCUUUUUAUGCUGGCAUUGUCUGAGUUCCUUUCAACAAGAUGCUAUCAUCAUCAAGAGAAACUUCGCUACAUCUUUGUGUGGUCUUUGAGUGCCUUUAACUGCAAUAAUGCCUGACAAAGAACCAGGCCAUGCUACAAAUUUAGUAGUUGCCCUCCGAGUUAGGCCGAUUAGUUCCUCCGAGCUCGGAGAUAAAGAGAUCAUCCACGUUUUGGAAAAAAAUCUUGUAGUUCUACGAGAUCCAAAUGAAGACCAAGAUGACAUUCUCAGGGUUAAUAGAUCAAGAGAAAAACAAUAUGUGUUUGACCAUGCCUUCAAUCCAGGAGCAACACAGAAUGACGUCUACAAUGUCACCACACAGCCUCUCAUCGAAAGUGUUGUCACUGGGUAUAACGCAACUGUAUUUGCCUACGGUGCUACAGGAGCUGGAAAAACCUACACCAUGCUCGGCAGCGAUAAUAAACCAGGAAUCAUGGGAUUGACACUCAAUGAUCUCUUUGCACAAAUGGAGUCAACCAAGGAGGAUGUGAAAUACAAAGUCACCAUGUCCUAUCUUGAGAUUUACAAUGAAAUGAUAAGAGAUUUGCUCAACCCUGCGUCUGGUAUUCUUGAUCUGAGAGAAGAUGCCAAAGGAGUUAAUGUAGCUGGGUUGUCUGAAGUUGAAGCUAAAACAACAAGAGAGGUGAUGAGUAUGUUACUGAUGGGCAACAAACAGAGGACUUCAGAGCCAACUGCUGCUAAUAAAACAUCAUCAAGAUCACAUGCUGUGCUUCAGGUAACAGUGAGUCAGAAAAGCAGAGUUGAAAAUGUUAUCCAAGAAAUUAAAGUUGGCAAACUUUUCAUGAUUGAUUUGGCCGGCUCAGAACGAGCUGCACAAACAAAGAAUCGCGGUAAAAGAAUGAUUGAAGGCGCUCACAUCAAUCGGUCUUUGUUGGCUCUUGGGAACUGUAUCAAUGCUUUAUCUGAAAAUAGAGGUCAUUACGUGAACUAUCGGGACAGCAAACUCACAAGAUUACUAAAGGACUCACUUGGUGGUAAUUGCAAGACGGUGAUGAUUGCGCAUGUCAGUCCUGCUGGAAAAUUAUUUGAAGAAAGCAAAAAUACGUUACUUUAUGCCGACAGAGCAAAGAACAUCAAAACAACGAUCAAACGAAAUCAGUUCAACGUUUCCCAUCACAUCGCACARUACACAAGCAUCAUCACUGAUCUCAGGAAAGAAAUCUUCAGACUGAAAAACAAGAUUGCAGAACAGACAGUAAACGAACCGGAUAAUACUGUUAGAAAAGACGAAGAAUUCAAGCACCGAGACCACACYGAGAUGAACAAGCUACGAAACCAACUAGUCAGCACCUUUCGAGAACAAAUGGAAAUACGGCAUAARCUAAUGGAGCUUGAAGAUGUCGCUAUGCAGAUAGCCAUUGACACCAAUCGAUAUAUGCUGGUGAUAGACGAGUGGGAACAAGAGAAAGCAAGACGCAUUUCCAAAGCAGCCGCUGCUUCAAAACCAGUUGACAAUAUAGACGAACAAGAUGAGUUACAAACGGACUGCGAAGCCAACAAACUCGUCGACAAAAACGGCAAACAAAUAUUCCGCGAAGACGACGACCACUUAUUGACAGAAGCUUUAACUCUCGACGAUAUCGAAAAGAAAGACUUAGGAACUGAGAAAGAGAAAAGUUCCGAUGAUCUUGUGGACGAAAGUAAYGUUUUCGCGUUAACUUCAAUCGAGGAACCAGAAGAGGUAACUUUCGCCAAAGAAGAAAUAGACAAUCUUGUCACAGAAGAGAAGAAAGUUGCCGAAAUGAAAGCAAACUUACAAAACAGGCUUGCGCAAACACGRAAAGAAAUUGAACGACUCGAGGAACUUUUGCCGCAGAAAAUUAGCGGCGAGGAAAACCGUGAAAUCCUCGGUUUGAUUCUCAAGGUUCACGAACUGGAGAUYAGCAAUGCAGAGCUUCAAAGCCAAGCGUUGCUGAGAGAGAAUGUCUUACGGUAUAAAGACCUUGAAGUGAACAAGUAUGAAUCGAGGCAAAAACUCUGCGAUGAAAUAAUACAGAUGCAAAGAGCAGUGAUAAAUGGGUACUCCACCCGGUAGAGGAUUGACUGUUCAAAAGAGACACCGCGCUCCCCCAGAAAUUACGGGCUCAGAUUCCAACCAGUCUACACCUCGAUUAAAACCUCGAAAGAACCACACGAAUGGCAUUUCGGUGGACGGUCUUUCUGUCAGCGGUUUUGCCGUGAAGCCAUCCAAACAGUACGGAAGUCGUAAAUAUUGAGAAUGAAUUGAUCACGUGACAAUUAUUAGCCGCCAUCUUGAAUACUCCAGUUUCGAGUUCUCUUUUGUGAAAGCUUAGCUUCAAUUAAACAUUAACUUUUAUUGCCUUCUUUGUACACAGAGUGCUUGCAUAAAAUAGAUUCUCUAUUCAAUAAAAGAAUGUAUUACAUAAUUUCGAGGUUAAGGCUGCACAAGGCUGCUCGAAACUGGAGUAUUCCAUUCUUUCUUCAAAGUCACGCCUCAUCGUUAAAUAGCAUUGCGUGACCAUAAAGUGCAUGGGCAAUAAUUUACCCUUCAUUAACCCCACCCCUGCGAAAAGCAUCAAAAUUAUGACAUCAAACAAUAUCAGCUCAGGUAUAAGCUAUUGUUUGCAGUGCGUGACUGUGUCACACAAUAGUCCGUGACCUUUUUUAUAAAAAUUGUUAUGACGUCAUAUUUAUCGACAUCAGGUGUCCGUUGUACAAGGUUGGAUAUCGUUAUCUACAGGAUAAAUCCAUUGCUGGUUUUCAGGUCACGUCACAGCAGCCAUUCUUGGAGGAACUUCAACAAARGAUUUCUCAUUAGUAUCUAUUGCUUAUUCGCGCCAACAUGGCCGACGUUCCUUUGUUGUUUGAAUCACAUGGGAAUGAUUGAAAACCAGCAAUGGAGUGAAUCACUUUAUCCACCCUUCGCACAAGGCGCCUUCACCUUAUUURUCAUUGUGGUAAAAUUGAACCGACAUAUCGACCGACAACCAACAAAGCCCGAUAUAAAGUGAACAAUUCAUUGCAUAUUGACUCGUUCACACUGGUAGUAGGGCAAAAAUCUUUUUUUUUUUUUUUUAAAUAAAGGAGUUUGGACCUACUUCCUACAGGGGCACCCAACCCCAUGUAAAUAGAGCCUGAGACGCUUUGUAAACGAUUAGACUGAAAACGGCUCUCAUGUCUUUGAUAGMAUCAGUAAUAUGUUAUAUACGAUCAUUAAGGCCGAAUUAGGCGGUACAACUUUUGCCUACAAUCAUCACAUGCAACAUUCCCAGUUAUCCUUAAGACAUGGGUCUUUUCUGAGAUAGCAGUUUAUAAUGUAUUGUGGUCUAGAUUUGGUACAAACAUCUUUUGUUCAUGCUGCCAAAUAUGGCUUUGUUUAUACUGAAGCUAGACCACAAUGCACUAUGAUUUUGUAUUUCAGAAAAGGUAUGUGACUACAAGUGUGUCGUAGGGGUAUAAAACAUUCAUUCUGAAUCAUUCCUUAAGACAGUUUUAGCCAUGGGCAGCUUACAAGCGAUGUCUGUUGGUUAAAGUUUUGCCGUCUAUUUCGGCCUCUACUAUAGUUAUGUUAGUUAUAAGCUUGUACAGUAUUUAAAKAUAUAUAUGUUGUUUCAAAGACGGCCCAAUCCAUGUAUAAUAUUUUUAACAAUUGGAUCAUUGUAUAGCUUGGAGGUCGAUGCCUCCGUAUGUUAUUAUAUUUACACAAUUGUAAAAUAAGAAUAAACAUCAAUUUAUCCAGA
Molecule: messenger RNA, 3884 nt
Organism: Exaiptasia diaphana
Lineage: Eukaryota; Metazoa; Cnidaria; Anthozoa; Actiniaria; Aiptasiidae
Product: kinesin-like protein KIF19
Biological process (GO): microtubule-based movement
Molecular function (GO): ATP binding; microtubule binding; microtubule motor activity
Source: RefSeq, a predicted model, not a curated record